Messenger RNA from Didymodactylos carnosus, 471 nucleotides. Lineage: Eukaryota; Metazoa; Rotifera; Eurotatoria; Philodinida; Philodinidae. The record is from the annotation of a GenBank genome assembly.
AUGACUUAUCAAUCAAUCAAAUAUAGAAAUCAAAUUGAAAACAUUCGUAUUCAAUAUGUAAAUGAUAUUCCAUAUUUAUUUCUACAAGAUGUUCGCUCUUAUUUUCCUCCUGUAACAACUCUCAGACUAAAUAAUUCACAAAUUCCAUUUGCUGUCGAUGAUAAUAGUGGUGAUCUAUUGUUACCGUUAAGAGUACGCGCAUAUCCAACUGAUUUACUCACAGGAUAUGAUUUCACCCACACAACAUGUACGAAUAUUGAUGAGAUAGAUGACGAAGAUGAUGAUGAUGAUGAUGAUGAUAAUGUUAGCGAUACUGAUACAAUACGUGAUGAACUUGAAAUAUAUUUAACUCAACUAUACGAUAUAGCUAAAGUAACGAUUGAUAAAUUAACAGGCAUAGAACAAGUUAAGUAUCAAACACUUAUCGGAUGUUUUGUGUUUUGUAAAUGUCAAACUACGGAAAUUGUCUAA